AGACUUUAUGCAGAGUGAGGAUGUAGUAUCUCCCCCUGGGGUCCAGAAGGUGCUCAUGUUUAUGAAAGCGGAACAGAAGAUCCUCAACAAGAGGAGGACUGACUUAAUUGAUCAGCUAAGUGAUCUGCAGCCUCCGGCCUCCACCAAAACAGCAGUGUACCAGUGGAACAAGAACAUUGUGGCCGUCACUACAGAGAUAGACUCUGUGAAUCAGGUGCAUAUGGCCAAACUCCACGAUGAAUAUGAGCAAGUAUGUCAGAAGUGCCUGGAGAGAAUCGAUUCCAUCAAG
This is a messenger RNA of Mizuhopecten yessoensis (Yesso scallop), 289 nucleotides long. Its product is annotated as coiled-coil domain-containing protein 180-like. The annotation marks the transcript as partial. The record is from RefSeq and is a predicted model, not a curated record. The transcript has 3 exons. NCBI's taxonomy places the organism in Eukaryota, Metazoa, Mollusca, Bivalvia, Pectinida, Pectinidae.